Messenger RNA from Spizellomyces punctatus DAOM BR117, 1987 nucleotides. RefSeq lists its product as uncharacterized. NCBI's taxonomy places the organism in Eukaryota, Fungi, Chytridiomycota, Chytridiomycetes, Spizellomycetales, Spizellomycetaceae. The record is from RefSeq and is a predicted model, not a curated record. The coding region runs from base 1 to 1908 and encodes 635 amino acids. The transcript has 3 exons.
AUGUCCUAUCGACGUCCUCUGUCGUCACCGACCAAAAGUGGUGCUCAACGUCCUGUAUCUGCACUAGAACGCGCACAAGCCUUUUUGCGGGGUGAGCGACUUCCACCGUCACCUCGAACACCGACAAAAUGGACAAAGAAUGCGGACGUACGAAGCAGCAGCGACGAUGUAGACAGCGAUGAAAAGUCAGAGAAUGAUUCCGAUCAUGAGCUUCAGCAGUUCCUGGAUACUCUUGCUAAAAAGAAGCCAGAUACACCCACGUCACGGAUAAGUACACCUCAGCCUGUUAAACGACCUGCAUCAUCAUAUCUCAAGCAAUCGAGAGCCACUUCUGCCCCUGAAAAUGCGCCUUCAUCCCCAGCACUUUCGGCAACAUCUUCUAGACAGUCGUCUGCGUCGAAUAGGAACAGACCAUCGUCGGCAUUGAUGCGUAUGCAGAGUUUCAGGAAAAUGGAACCGGCGGGGAAUGCGAAAGUGAUUCAGAGCGAGAGUGAAAGCGAGAGUGAUAGUGAUGUUGGCAGUGACUUUGAGAAAUUUAUGAAGAAAGGGGCGAGGAGUAGUAUGCGUGAGAGCAAGGAUCUCGAAGAGGAAGAUGAGGUCGAGAAAAUGAGCGAGAUCUCUCCUCUGGCAAAGCAGAUUGUCCAAGAUGCUGGGCCAUCUGCUGUACCAACAUCUUCCCACAAGCAAAUGGACUCUCUCCCUAAGACACCCGUCCGCUCUAAUUCCACCACAAGCUCCACGUCUUUGUCAUCUACUACCACCAACUCCUCUUCGCUUCCCAAAACACAAGGGCUCCAAAGCAACUCCGUUCAUCCUCCUUAUUCCAAACGCUCCUCAGAAAACAGUAGCAAGGGAGGGAACUUUGAAAGCGACAGUAGCAGUGCUAUUGAGAGCGAUUUUGAUACCUUUUUGUUGAGAAAAGAGGACGUGCGGAAGCGGGAUGCUGGCGUGAAGGGCGAUAAUGCGACUCCUAACCUUGCCAAUACAAAGGAGAGGGUCAGCGAGGCGACAGAAGAGAAUCGUGGGAAGAUGGAUGAGACGAAAGUAGAGGAUCUGGAAGCCACGAGCAUUCACACGCUCGAGGAUCAAAGGCCGUCUGUGUCAGCACCCAGGCCGCAAGCGGAACUAGAAGCACAGGCUGCUGUUGAGAAUCAGAGGGUAGCACCACAGUUGCCAGUAACGACUACUACCGCACCACCCCCACCAUUCCAAUACGUACAAUCUGCAGUCUCGGGGCCGCAUAUCCCAGUAGCACCUCCAACACAUCCGUACCCAAUUCCCCCACAACCUAUACUCCCAACAGCCUAUCCACCACCUUUCCCACCGCCUACAGCCUACCCUCAGCCUCCUUACCAGCCACCACUGACAGUGUCCUACCCACCGUUUUACCCUUACUACCCACCACCUUACGCCUGGACGUCUGCACCGCAGUGCACAGAACAGCAUGCAUGUAGAUGUUCACAUGAGACGAGACAUGUCCUUGCUGACGAGAGAGAUGAACGUGAUGAGAGACAGGAGAGGAGAAGAAGACGCCGAAGACGGGGAAAAAGGAGGGCACAGCGGAGGGAUGGAAGCGAUCAAGAAAUCGACACACCACCGCGCACAGAGAGAUAUACAUCGUCAUCACCACCUGUACAUAAUAGUGAUUCCAGUCUCGCAGAACAAUAUCCCUUACCAACUCAUCACCCAGCCCUCCAAACUCUCCAUGCCCUCAUCAAAACCCACCUCACGUACAUCCAGAACUUCGUAGCAGCAAGUUUCGACAUGGCCGCUGCAGAGAGUGCAUCAUAUCGAUGUAGAAAGUACACUACUUUGGAGGAAACCAAAAAGUUUUUAAAACAACGAGCCAAAGCCCCGUUAACGAUGGACGAGGCGAGGAAAUUGGUGGAAGAAGAGGAACGGUUGUGAACUGUGACCUUUGUAUAUUACCGAUGCUUGUAUAUAGACAUGCAAUUUACAACUUGCUUGUUCCCAUCGCCGGGUACCC